Molecule: messenger RNA, 2392 nt
Organism: Penaeus chinensis
Lineage: Eukaryota; Metazoa; Arthropoda; Malacostraca; Decapoda; Penaeidae
Product: solute carrier family 49 member 4 homolog
Exons: 11
Coding region: 95-1546 (483 amino acids)
Biological process (GO): transmembrane transport
Cellular component (GO): intracellular membrane-bounded organelle; membrane
Molecular function (GO): transmembrane transporter activity
Source: RefSeq, a predicted model, not a curated record
GUACAUACUGUCUCUUCGGUGCUGAGUGACUGAGAUUUACAUAUUGCAUAUAUUGGCCUCUACGAUCAAGCCCUUUGAAUUCCUCUCCAAGACAAUGGGAAACUCAGAACGGAGUCCUCUGUAUAAUGGUAACCACUUCCAACCAUACACGACAGUGACAGAAAGAGCUUCUAAUACCUUCUAUAAUGGUCAUGACUGCGUAGUUGAAACCAAGUCAGGCCGAGAGAUCGAGGGUGUGGAGGUUUCCACGAAAACUUACUCUACCCGCUUCUGGAUUCUGUUUGUUUUCUCCUUCCUUGCGUGGUUUCAGUGUGCUCAGUGGAACACGUGGGGCCCCAUCAGCGAGAGCGUGAACGUCGCCUUUCCGGGAUGGGGUGCUGAGACUGUAGCCAUGAUGGGCAACUGGGGGACCAUUAUGUUCGUGGUGGGCAUCGUGCCCAUGUGCUGGCUGAUGGAAGCCAAGGGACUGCGUGCAGGCGUGCUUGCAUGUGCUGGCUUGAUUGCAGCGGGGACCGUGAUGAGGAUAAUCCCCUUUGCUACGAGUUCUGACGUGUUCUUCACCGUGAUGUCCCACUUGUGUGCUGUUUGUGUGGGUCUGGCAGCAACCCUUGUCAUGGCUGCCCCUCCUACCAUAGCCGCUGUGUGGUUUCCGCCCGAGGAGAGGACGACUGCUACAGCUGUGUCGCAGGUGCUGAACCAGCUGGGCAACGUCGGGAGUUACCUGGAGCCGCUGCUGGUGAGGGCGCCUCGGAACGGGACGACGCCGGAGGAAAUUCGGAGUGAUAUAAAACUGCUGCUUUACAUUGACGCUGCCAUUGCCGUCGCGUUGCUAGCGGCCGCCUUGGUGUAUUUCCCGACGAAGCCUCCGGUCCCGCCGUCCGUCUCGUCCUCCGUCGAAAGAUACGGUUUUGCGACCAGCUUAAAAAAGGUGGUCAGAAAUCGAGAUCUACUUCUGGUGACAAUGUCCUUUGGGAUAACACUGGGUAUUCCCUUGACCUGGUUGAGUGUCCUGAACUUUUCCCUUCUUGAACUUGGGAUCGAUCAGGACGACGCCAUGUGGAUCGGCAUCUUGGCUGUCGUGUUGUCAGGCGUCUCCGGAUUGUUGGCAGGACGCGUGACCGAUGUUGUCUACGGCCACGUGAAGGUGUCACUGAUCCUGCUGAUGGGAGCGACCCUGGCUUGCUUCUUCUGGUUCUUCCUCCUGGCUUGGGGCGCCGUUCAGGUCACGAGGUGGCAGGUAUAUUUUAGCGUGGUCGGGGGCCUGGCGUUAAAUUUCGCCACCGCCCCGCUCUUCAUGGAACUAGCUGUCGAGGCGUCCUACCCAUGUCCCGAGGUUGUCGUGGGCGGGAUGCUGACCGGGGCCGACAAUUUCGUGGGUCUACUGUUCCUCCUGAUCUUCUUCAUUCCUAAUAUAGGAUACGAGUGGGUGACGUAUUUGCUGCUUGCAACAGGUGCUCUUGCAAUCAUUCCUCUGCUGCUUGUGCGGGAGAAUUACGCCAGAUCCAACGUCGAUAGAGCGGAUGGUCAUGAAGCUCCCACAAAAUAAUGAUAGGAGUGGUCAAGGAUGGAUAAAUAAACGGGAAAGAAUAGGUACAGGUAUUGCUCUCCCACCUGAAAAUUUGCGUUAGUCUCCCCUUUGAGGUUAUGGGUUUUCUUUCAUCACAAAGGGUCCUUCGUGUAUAAAAUGGAAAAUUUCAUGUGCCCCUUCAUUUUGGGUACGUGAAGUUUCCUGUGUUGUGUGUAAGUGUAUAAAUGUAAUGAAUAAAUAUAUGGUUUCUGUGUAGUUAACAAUGAAUGCAUGAAAUACCUGUACUUGGACUAUCAGAGUAGAUAUUGUUAAUAAACAGUUAUUAAUGUUUAUUUUGCAUUUGUGUAUUCUCCAAAGGUAUGAGAGGUGUUUUUAUAAGAUGUUUUUAACAAUAAAAAAACAUCUUAUAUACCGAUGUGCGGUAUUGCUAUUAGUAGGUUGGCGAUACACAUAGAAAAUAAGCUGAAGUUUAGGUGGAAUAAAAUCAUGGUCCUCCACCAACAUUUAAUAAGAGAUACAGACAUGAAGAUCAAAUCAAGACUAUCAUUUUUUGUGCAACCAAUCGUAGUGAACUAAAACACUAAUAUAAAGGCUGGCGUACUAAGGCCCUCAAUCUGGGAAGCUCUGAAAUACAAUAGGGCUUACAAAGUAAAUCAUGUAUAAUUACACACCCGUGCAUGUGUGUGACAAUGAAAUUUCGUAACUAAAUUAAAACUCUAUUAAACCGAUUGAAAUGUCUGGCUACAAUAACCCUUACAAUCAUACCAGAUAAAUUAUUUAAUUUACGGAAAUAAAAAACUUUAAAGUUACUAUUCAAGACAAUUUUACAGCCUUUACACCAACGCUGCCAAACACACCAAUUAC